This is a messenger RNA of Tupaia belangeri chinensis (Chinese tree shrew), 583 nucleotides long. It is a transcript of the gene CENPX, whose product is annotated as centromere protein X. Lineage: Eukaryota; Metazoa; Chordata; Mammalia; Scandentia; Tupaiidae. The record is from RefSeq and is a predicted model, not a curated record. Gene Ontology annotation, biological process: kinetochore assembly; replication fork processing; resolution of meiotic recombination intermediates. Gene Ontology annotation, cellular component: FANCM-MHF complex; Fanconi anaemia nuclear complex. The coding region runs from base 30 to 269 and encodes 79 amino acids. The transcript is spliced from 5 exons.
CUCGCAGGGAGCGCGCCUAGGUGGCAGUCAUGGACGGAGCCGGCGCGGGAUUCCGGAAGGAGCUGGUGAGCAAACUGCUCCACCUGCACUUUAAAGACCACAAGACCAAAGUCAGUGGGGACGCACUGCAACUCAUGGUGGAGCUACUGAAGAUCUUUGUCGUGGAAGCAGCCGUUCGCGGGGUCCGGCAGGCCCAGGCAGAGGACGUGGGGCUGGUAGACGUGGACCAGCUGGAGAAGGUGCUCCCUCAACUGCUCCUGGACUUCUAGGGGCCUCUGUAGCCUCUGGUCUGACAGGGAAGGACUCAGCCUGGUGACCACCCAACGUCCAAGAUGCCAGCCUCUAGGAUGGCCACCGCCACAGCCUGCUGCUGCUGUACCAGCCCUCACCCCAAGCCCCAAGCCACGCCUGGGAAGGUGCAGGCCGACCCCCGGGGCACCGCCCAUGGGAGACAGCCCCAGGCAGGGCCUGGGGUGGAGGCAUUGGGUGGGGCUGCUGGCAGCAUGGCCCUCUCCUCCCACUCCUGCCACCUCUUGGAGGGUGCUUCCCCGCACCCUCAAUAAAUCAAAGCUGUCUCUCCAGG